Messenger RNA from Zingiber officinale, 1890 nucleotides. RefSeq names its product L-gulonolactone oxidase 2-like. The coding region runs from base 13 to 1827 and encodes 604 amino acids. Gene Ontology annotation, cellular component: membrane. The transcript has 4 exons. Lineage: Eukaryota; Viridiplantae; Streptophyta; Magnoliopsida; Zingiberales; Zingiberaceae. Gene Ontology annotation, molecular function: FAD binding; D-arabinono-1,4-lactone oxidase activity. The record is from RefSeq and is a predicted model, not a curated record.
UCAAUUACAAGCAUGAGUACUGCUCCGUCCCUUCCCCUGCAAUUCUCCACCCUCCCUGCCCUGUUUCACCUCCUAAUGCUCCACCUCCUCCUGGUCGUCCAAGGCUCGCCUCCGGGGCCGGUCGUCUUGUGCCAGUCCGGAAACACUAACUGUACCCUCACAAACGCCUACGGCGCCUUUCCCGAUCGCAGCACCUGCCACGUCACCGCCGUCUCCUACCCUUCCACAGAGGAGGAGCUCCUGCGCGCCGUCUCUGACGCCGCCGUCAAGAGGCAUCGCGUGAAGGUGGUGACCGUGUACUCCCACAGCAUCCCGAAGCUGUCGUGCCCUGCCGGCCCCGACGGGCGGCCGGGCCUCCUCAUCAGCACCCAGCGGCUCAACCGGACGGUGAGCACCGACGCGUACGGAGCGAGGAUGACGUUCGAGGCAGGGAUCACGCUUCGGUCUCUCCUCGACGCGGCGGCGGCCCGCGGGAUGGCGCUGCCGCACUCUCCGUACUGGGAAGGGGUGACGCUGGGCGGCCUGCUGAGCACCGGCUCCCACGGCAGCUCGGCGGUCGGCAAGGGAUCGGCGGUGCACGAGUACGUGGUGGGGAUGAGGCUGGUGGUCCCCAGUGCUGUCCCAUCGGCGGAUGGAUACUACGCCAAGAUCGUGAGCCUUGGCGAGCAUCAUCCUGAUCUCUUGGCCGCCAAGGUUUCUCUCGGCGUUCUCGGAGUUAUUUCUCAGGUGACCCUCCAAUUAGAACCGAUGUUCAAGCGGUCCGUCACCAACAGGGUCGUCAGCGACGCAACGUUCGAGCAAUCCAUCUCGUCCUUCGCCGCCACGACGCCCUACGGCGACAUCAUCUGGUAUCCUUCUCAGGCCAUCGUCGUCUACCGAGACGACUUCAAACUCCCCGUCACCGCCAAGGGAAAGGGCAGAAAUGAUUUUAUAGGCUUUCGACCUCAGCCCACCUUCUUCAUCGCCUCCGCUCGUGCCGCAGAAAAAUUAGCGGAAGUAACAGAAGACGCAAAUAUCAAAUGCGUGCUGUCCAAGCUACAAGUACAGACUCUCAUUUCGCUCGGAAUGGGCUUCAAAAACAACGGCGGCGGCGGCGGCUUGCUUGGAUUCACCGGUUAUCCGGUCAUCGGAAACCAAAGCGACAUGCAAAGCUCCGGUUCGUGCUUGCGGAGCGCUGAGGAUGGCCUUGUCACGGCCUGCGGAUGGGACCCGCGGUUCAAGGGACUCUUCUACCACCAGACCGCCGUGAGCAUCCCUUUCGCCAACAUCACCGACUUCGUCGCCGACGUGAAGAAGCUCCGCGACGCCAACUCCGGCGCGCUCUGCGGCCCCGACCUCUACUUUGGUUUCCUCAUGCGCUUCGUCCGCAACUCCACGGCCUAUCUCGGCAAGACGGAGGACGCUGUCGACGUCGACAUCACCUACUACCGCGCCAGAGACCCGCGGCAGGCCCGGCUGCAUGAGGAGGUGCUGGAGGAGAUCGAGCAGAUGGCGCUGUUCAAGUACCGCGGGUUGCCGCACUGGGGGAAGAACAGAAACGUGGGGUUCAUCGGGAUGAAGGACAAAUUGGGAGCGAGGUUGCAGAAGUUCUUGAGGGUGAUGCGCAGGUACGAUGGCGAGGGGUUGUUCUCCUCGGAGUGGACGGAUGCGGUGCUGGGACUACGAGGGAAGGAGGUUGUGGUGGAAGGCAACGGUUGUGCGCUGGAAGGCCUUUGCAUUUGCUCCUGCGACGAGCACUGCGCGCCGGAGCAGGGUUACUAUUGUGGAGAAGGCCAAGUGUACCGUCAGGCUCGCGUUUGCCGAAAAAUCACCGAAGACAGCGGUUAAUGUGAUCGCCGGUUAAUUAACUUGGUCUGCUCAUUGAAAAAUUUGUAAAGGUUAUUGCUCGUU